AUGAAGAUUGGUGUAUUUUUGGCGACAGCAGCUUUCGUCUUUUCAGAAGCAAGCGCAUUCUCAGUUCCAUUAGGCUCGUGGGGAAGAUACGACUCUGACAUCUCCCAGCUACAAUUGACUAUUGAUAAAACUGAGUCCAUAAUUGAACAGGCUGCAGAAUAUUUCAAUGAUUCCAAAUCUCUUCUAUCUCCGCAUAUUUAUUCUCUCUGGGAAUCACUUGCUAGGGACCACCCAGAUGCUGUGAAACAAGCGCUCAGCCUUUCAAAACCGGUGAAAACUUCUCCUCAAAGCAAUUGGUUAUAUCAAGUUACAAAUGAUCAAAUUCCAAAUCGCAAGUUGAGAAUUAAAACGCCUGGAGAACUUGGUAUUGACAGUGUUAAGCAAUAUUCAGGCUAUCUAGAUAUUGAGGAUGACGACAAGCACUUUUUCUUUUGGUUUUUUGAAUCCCGCAACGAUCCCAAGAAUGAUCCGGUUGUGCUUUGGAUUAAUGGGGGACCUGGUUGUUCAUCGAUGACAGGUGGUCUCUUUUUUGAAUUGGGCCCCAGUGCUAUUGGUCAGGAUCUCAAACCUAUUUACAAUCCAUACUCCUGGAAUUCUAAUGCAAGUGUCAUCUUCCUUGAUCAGCCUGUUAAUGUUGGUCAUUCAUACUCAUCCAAGCCAGUAAAAACUACAGUUGCUGCUGGGAAAGACUUUUACGCCUUUUUAAAACUGUUCUUUCAGCAAUUUCCUGAAUACAGUACUCUCCCAUUUCAUAUCUCAGGGGAAUCUUACGCUGGACAUUAUAUUCCUGCAUUUGCUAGAGAAAUUAUUUCUAAUAAUGAUGAUCCUAAUAGAAAUUUUAACCUUAGUUCAAUUCUCAUUGGUAAUGGUAUUACUAAUCCAUUAAUUCAGGAUGAGUAUUUUGAACCCAUGGCAUGUGGAAAAGGCGGCCACCCGGCCGUGUUGAACCCCGAUCAAUGUCAGUUUAUGCGCGAUCAGUGGCCUCGUUGUAAACGAUUACUAGAAGUAUGCUAUCAAAAUCCCACUGCUUUGGCUUGUGUACCUUCAGAAAUACACUGUGGUGUUAUCAAACAACCAUUUCGAGAGACCGGGCUCAAUGUGUAUGAUAUGCGAGUCCCCUGUGGAAAUAGCUCCCUCUGUUAUGUCCAAGAGGAGUGGAUAACAGAGUAUAUGAAUUUGCCAGAAAUAAAACUAGCAAUUGGGUCGGAAGUAGAAUCUUUUGUUGGCUGCGAUCACGAUGUUGGGGCGUAA
Molecule: messenger RNA, 1251 nt
Organism: Sugiyamaella lignohabitans
Lineage: Eukaryota; Fungi; Ascomycota; Dipodascomycetes; Dipodascales; Trichomonascaceae
Gene: PRC1
Product: carboxypeptidase C PRC1
Exons: 1
Coding region: 1-1251 (416 amino acids)
Biological process (GO): proteolysis
Cellular component (GO): fungal-type vacuole
Molecular function (GO): serine-type carboxypeptidase activity
Source: RefSeq, a predicted model, not a curated record